This is a messenger RNA of Punctularia strigosozonata HHB-11173 SS5, 300 nucleotides long. Its product is annotated as peptidase S10 serine carboxypeptidase. The record is from RefSeq and is a predicted model, not a curated record. Gene Ontology annotation, molecular function: serine-type carboxypeptidase activity. Gene Ontology annotation, biological process: proteolysis. NCBI's taxonomy places the organism in Eukaryota, Fungi, Basidiomycota, Agaricomycetes, Corticiales, Punctulariaceae. The transcript has 2 exons. Bases 1 to 300 code for a protein of 99 amino acids.
AUGAGCGAUGCUGACUCCGCAAGUGAGCAGGUACUGAUGUAUGUCGGCGAGUACGACGUGACCUGCAACUGGCUCGGAAACCUCAACGUGGCCCUCAACCUGGAGUGGACGGGCCAGGCGGGCUUCGCAGAAUCCAAGUUCAGGAGUUGGGAGGUCGAGGGCGGCAAGGCGGGCCGGGUACGGGAGUUCGGCGGGCUGACGUUCGCAACUGUCGUGGGCGCUGGGCACAUGGCUCCGCACGAUAAGCCUAAGGAGACGCUGGCGAUGUUAAAUCGGUGGUUGGAGGGGACCUCGCUCUGA